AUGGUUUCUCUCUUUGUAGCUACUGAAUGGGUAAAGGGAAAGCAAAUGGAGGAAGUUUUAUCCAUCAAAAACACUGAAAUUGCAAAGCAUCUUUCACUUCCACCAGUCAAGCUUCACUGCAGCAUGCUUGCUGAGGAUGCUAUAAAGGCAGCUGUUAAAGAUUAUGAAGCUAAGCGUGCCUCUGCAACUGCUAGCGGAGAGUCAACAACUGGACAGAAAACUGCCACUGCCUGAUUUCUUUAAUUUCUAGAAUGAUGAUGAAAACAACCUUUAGUGUGGUUUUCUGAUGGUGUUAACGAGUCAAUUGUUAUCAUUAGAACAUCUUGAAGCCAGACUGUUUCUUGGUUGGAACUAGUCAGCUAGAUUGUAUUGUCAUAAUGUAUGAAGCAAAUACUGGUGUGCUGGCUGUAAUUUGUUAUCUGCAAUCUGCAUGGUUUGUAAGAGUAAAAUCACGUCUUUAUUAAACUAUGUACAAAAUACAAUAAAGCAGAAUAUUUACAUGUUGGAACAUUUGGAAGUCCAUAGCUUCAUCUUUA
Gastrolobium bilobum is the source of this 536-nucleotide messenger RNA. RefSeq names its product iron-sulfur cluster assembly protein 1-like. Gene Ontology annotation, biological process: intracellular iron ion homeostasis; iron-sulfur cluster assembly. Gene Ontology annotation, cellular component: cytoplasm; mitochondrial matrix. Gene Ontology annotation, molecular function: ferrous iron binding; 2 iron, 2 sulfur cluster binding. The record is from RefSeq and is a predicted model, not a curated record. Lineage: Eukaryota; Viridiplantae; Streptophyta; Magnoliopsida; Fabales; Fabaceae. The transcript has 3 exons. The coding region runs from base 1 to 234 and encodes 77 amino acids.